CCCACCCUCCACAGCUCACACCAUGGCUAGCUCCUGCUGCUCCCCUUGCUGCAAGCCUACCUGCUGCAGGACGACCUGUUACAAGACCACCUGCUGGAAACCAUCCUGCUGUCCACCCAGCUGCUGUGGGUCCAGCUGCAGGGGCAAAACCACCUGUGGGUCCAGCUGCUGCUGGCCAUGCUGUCCCUCAACUUGCUGUGAAACCACUUGCUGCAAGACCAGCUGCUGCAAACCAACCUGUGUGGUCAGCUGCUGCAGCACACCCUGCUGUAAGCCCAGCUGCUGUGAGCCUUGCUGCUGCCCCAGUUGCUGCAUCUUGCCCUGCUGCCAGCCCUACUGCCCUCCUACUUGCUCUAAAAACACCUGCUGCAGGACCACCUGCUCCAAAAAGUCCCAUGUGACCCGCUGCUGCAGCACACCCUGCUGCCAACCCUGCUGCUCUCCAACUUGCUGUGAAACCACCUGCUGCAAGACCACCUGCUGGAAACCAGCCCGUGUCAUCAGCUGCUGCAGCACACCCUGCUGUCCACCCAGCUGCUGUGGGUCUAGCUGCUUCCAGCCCCGUUGUCUCCCAACUUGUUCUGAAACCACCUGCUGCAGGACCCCCUGCUGCAAACCAACCUGUGUGGUCAGCUGCUGCAGCACACCCUGCUGUGAUCCCAGCUGCUGCCUCAGUUGCUGCAUCAUCCCCUGCUGCCAGCCCUGCUGCCUUCCAGCUUGCUCUAAAACCACAUGCUGUAGGACCUGCUCCAAGCAAACCUGUGUGACCCACUGCUGCAGCACACCCUGCUGAAAGCCCUGUUGCUGUGUGUCCAAUUGCUGCUAGCUAUGCUGCUCGUGAUCACUUCUCAAAGAACUGACGUCUGCACAAAAUCCUAACAUGUGCCUUCAUUUAUUGCACAAUUCUCUUCCUACCUUUGUGAAGACCAUCAUGCUGCCAUUAGAUACUCUAUGCAUCAUCCCCCAUAUAAGACCCUGUGAAUCACCUACAAGGAGUGCAGACUACUCCACCCUCAUCCUCUUCUUCCUUAGGUUUCAUGCAUCUUGUGCCAUCUUCAGAGAUUCUAGAUGGGGAGGGAUGGUCUUGCCUGAAAUUCUCAGACUAAGAUCUUUACCUUCUGUCUAAUGAAUGUAGGACCACACUUCUUCAGAAGAAUUUCAUAGCUAUAUGCAAAUGCUCCUUCAUCUUUACAGUCAUGAUUACUUUUGCAUUGUCCUCCAGAUUCUUAUCUGCCAUUUUUCCCUGUCACUGUCACCUUCAUUUCCCUCCCUAUGUUCAGUCAUCCUUCAUAAAUGCUUAAUA
This is a messenger RNA of Marmota monax (woodchuck), 1303 nucleotides long. Its product is annotated as keratin-associated protein 9-1-like. The transcript has a single exon. Gene Ontology annotation, cellular component: keratin filament. The record is from RefSeq and is a predicted model, not a curated record. Bases 23 to 793 code for a protein of 256 amino acids. Lineage: Eukaryota; Metazoa; Chordata; Mammalia; Rodentia; Sciuridae.